UAUCUAUCUACAUAUAUGUAGCUUCCUCAUCCCGGCAUGAUGCCCCGUUGAUCACCAGCAAUCUCUCUAUCGGUGCUUGCGCCACGCGGCCGUUCGGGUCACUGAACCGCUAGCUUCUCGGAGCGAUGGUCGCUGCAUGCACCAACAGUACUAGCUGUCAUACAUAAUAUUCAUCCUGUAGUGGAGACUUCCACUUUGUGUUCAACACUGCUGAGCGAUCGAACAGAACGUGAGUUCCCACAAGGGAAAAUCUGGGGUAGAAAAAAGGCAUCGAGUCAUUCAGGGUAGCUAAGCAGCCAUGACGGCUAGUGCUAUGGUCGGACAACUUCUUUUGGUGCUCAUGGCUUCAAGUGCACAACUCAUCAUCUGCAGCUCCUUAUAUGGAAACGAGACCGAUCGCUUGUCACUACUUGAAUUCAAGAAGGCAAUCAGUCUCGACCCACAGCAAGUCUUGUUGUCUUGGAAUGAUAGCACCCAUUUCUGCAAUUGGGAAGGUGUCAUGUGCAGGAGGAAGAUCCCGCGCCGUGUCACUUCUCUUGACCUUGGAAAUCGAGGUUUAGUCGGGCACAUCUCUCCUUCACUCGGGAACCUAACGUUCCUAAAACACCUAUUCCUAGCGACAAACAUAUUCAGUGGAAAAAUCCCUCCCUCCCUUGGUCGUUUACGUCGCAUCCGAUAUCUCUACUUGAGUAAUAACACAUUUCAAGGUGAGAUACCUGACUUUGCAAAUUGUUCCAAUCUCAAUAUGCUAUGGCUGGAUGGCAAUCGCCUUGUUGGACAACUGCCUACAUAUGCCAAUCUGCCUCCUCGCCUUCAUGACUUUCAGAUUUUCAAGAAUAAUCUCACUGGAACCAUUCCCCCUUCCAUGUCUAACAUCACAACGUUAACUCGGCUCAAUAUCGCUUUUAAUCAGAUUAAUGGAGAAAUCCCGAGUGAAAUUGGGAUGCUGCCCAUGCUACAAUUAUUUGACUCUGCUGGAAAUAAGCUAUCGGGAAGGUUUCAACCAGCCAUCCUUAAUUUAUCUUCUCUUGUUAAACUAAGUCUUGCCUCCAAUUAUCUGAAUGGAGAGUUGCCAUCCAAUCUUGGUAGUUCAUUGCCCAAUCUACAGUUUUUUUAUUUAGGUGACAACCAUUUUAAUUGGCAUAUCCCAAGUUCAUUGACAAAUGCGACUAAGCUAUUCGCGGUGGACAUGUCAUCUAAUAAUUUCACUGGGGUGGUGCCUAGUUCUAUUGGAAAGCUAAAGGAACUCACCUGGUUGAAUCUGGAAAACAAUCAAUUCCAGGCACAUGACAAGCAAGACUGGGAUUUCAUGUAUAGCCUAAACAACUGCACUGAGCUGCGUGCGUUGUCAUUGUAUGGGAAUCAGCUCGAAGGAGAGAUACCAAGUUCAUUUGGCAACUUUUCCACGGGGAAUCAGCUUCAAGAGUUGUAUAUUGGAAGCAAUAGAAUAUCGGGGGAUUUUCCUACUGGUAUAGCAAACCAUCGUAGCCUGAAUAUUAUAUCGUUCGGGGAAAAUCAAUUCACAGGUGCCAUUCCAGAAUGGCUAGGAACUUUGAAAAACUUGCAAGAAUUAGACUUAUCUGACAACUUAUUUACUGGGUAUAUUCCAUCCUCCCUCUCGAACUUAUCUAAAUUGGCACAGCUCGCUCUAGACUAUAACCAGUUGAAAGGGAAGAUACCCCCAAGUCUGGGAAACCUCAAAGCCCUCGAAAUAUUGAGAAUUUUCAAUAACAAUCUCUAUGGUAGGAUACCAAAGGAGAUUUUCAACAUUCCUACAAUAGUAUAUAUUUCGUUAUCUUUCAAUAGCCUAGAUGGACCACUCCCUCUUGAAAUAGGCAAUGCCAAACAACUACACUAUCUGUUUCUUUCGUCAAAUAACCUGUCCAAUACUAUUCCUGACACGCUGGGUAAUUGUGAAAGUAUGCAAGGUAUUGAGCUGGACCAGAAUUAUCUUAUCGGCAGUAUUCCAGCGUCACUAGGCAACAUGCGCAGCUUGGAAAUACUCAAUAUGUCUCACAACCACUUAUCAGGAUCCAUACCACAGUCUAUUGGUAGUCUGCAGUAUCUUGAGCAACUAGAUUUGUCAUUUAACCAUCUUGAUGGUGAAGUACCUGAAACAGGUAUAUUCCAGAACACAACUGCUAUCAGGAUUGACGGAAAUAAGGGGCUUUGUGGAGGGCCAGCAGUUCUUCACCUUCCAGCAUGCACUGUUACACCUCCAAGUUCUACAACUAAGCACAUGCGAUCGAUAGUUUUCAAAGUAGUGAUCCCAUUAGCAAGCGUGGCGUCACUUGCUAUGGUCAUUACAGUUGUCUUGUUAUUGUGCAUGAAAAGACAAAAGAGAAAAUUUAUGUCCCUCCCUUCUUUUGGUAGGAAUUUUCCCAAAGUUUCUUAUAAUGAUCUUGCAAGAGCAACUAAUGGAUUCUCCACAUCCAAUUUAAUCGGCAGAGGAAGAUACAGUUAUGUGUACAGAGGUGAGUUGUUUCAAGAUGGAAAUGUGGUUGCUGUCAAAGUUUUCAGCCUAGAGACAAGAGGGGCACAAAGGAGCUUCAUUGCAGAAUGCAAUGCUUUGAGAAAUGUGAGGCACCGCAAUCUAGUUCCUAUCCUUACUGCAUGCUCAAGUAUCGAUUCUGAAGGAAAUGAUUUCAAAGCUUUAAUAUAUGAAUUCAUGCCACGAGGGGACUUACAUAAACUACUAUACUCAAACGGAGAUGAGGAAAACUCUUCAGGCUUGUGCCACAUUACUUUGGCUCAAAGGUUAUGCAUUGUGGUGGAUGUCGCAGAUGCAUUGGAAUAUCUCCACCAUAACAACCAAGGAACUAUUGUUCAUUGUGAUUUGAAGCCUAGCAACAUUCUUUUGGAUGACAAUUUGACAGCACAUGUUGGAGACUUUGGUCUUGCAAGAUUCGAAGUUGAUUCGACAACAUCAUCUUUCGGUGACUCAAUCUCAACUUAUUCGAUUGCAAUAAAGGGAACAAUUGGAUAUGUCGCUCCAGAAUAUGCAGCGGGUGGUGAAGUGUCAACUGCUGCAGAUGUUUACAGUUUUGGUGUUGUUCUCCUCGAAUUACUCAUCCGAAGAAGGCCAACAGAUGACAUGUUUAAGGAAGGUCUGAGCAUUGCAAGGUUCACAGAGAUGAACAUGCCUGAUAGGGUGUUGGAGAUUGUUGAUCCCCAGCUUCAACAAGAGUUGGACCUCGGCCAAGAAACUCCAGCGGCUGUCAAGGAAAAUGGUGUACACUGUCUGAUCUCGGUGCUCCACAUUGGGCUGUGCUGCACCAAGUCGUCCCCGAAUGAGCGCAUCAGCAUGCAAGAGGUGGCUGCAAAGCUCCAUGGAAUCAAGGAUGCAUAUCUCAGAGGAAACCGAAUAAGCUGAUCAAUGAUCUUAGUUUUUUCCUGAAUAAUUUACGGAAAUACAUCAAUUCUCUCUCUGGUUAAGUGAUCUCUUAUUGUCUAUUUUAUUGAAAUAAACAAGUAUUUCUCGUACUAUUAAUUACGUGAGAGAUGGCUCUGUAAGAUAUUUGUUCUCCUUGAUGCAGAUAUGUAAGGUACUACACUGCAUUUUAUAUGUUGUCAGUAGUAGAACUGACAAAACAAAGGACUCAAAUUAAAUCGGUGUUCGCUGGUUUGCUUU
Molecule: messenger RNA, 3631 nt
Organism: Phragmites australis (common reed)
Lineage: Eukaryota; Viridiplantae; Streptophyta; Magnoliopsida; Poales; Poaceae
Product: probable LRR receptor-like serine/threonine-protein kinase At3g47570
Exons: 4
Coding region: 299-3373 (1024 amino acids)
Biological process (GO): protein phosphorylation
Molecular function (GO): protein binding; protein kinase activity; ATP binding
Source: RefSeq, a predicted model, not a curated record